This is a messenger RNA of Amaranthus tricolor (Joseph's coat), 408 nucleotides long. RefSeq lists its product as uncharacterized. Lineage: Eukaryota; Viridiplantae; Streptophyta; Magnoliopsida; Caryophyllales; Amaranthaceae. The transcript has 4 exons. Bases 1 to 408 code for a protein of 135 amino acids. The record is from RefSeq and is a predicted model, not a curated record.
AUGGAAUUGGUUACAAAACAAUUUGAAGAGCAAUUGAAAGGAAAAAAGUAUAUACUUGUUCUUGAUGAUCUGUGGAAUGAGGAUAGAAAGAAGUGGGUUGAUUUGGAAAGAUUUCUCAAAUGGGGGCAUGUGGGCAGUAGGAUUUUGAUAAGCUACUGCUUUCAAGGUGGUUGUUCUAACUUGAGGGGGUUUCCUAAAGAAUUCUGUAAAUUAGUAAAGCUUAGACACUUGAACUUAAAUGGUUGUAAUGCUUUGACUCAUAUGCCUUUAGCAAUGGAUAAGCUCACAAAUCUUAGACUACUCCCUGUGAAAUGUCAACUGACAGGCAAAGUGAUGGUUUUUUAUAAGCAAGAUAACCCAAACACAUUAUAUGUACGUAGAGUCUUCCAAACCCUUCCUAGAAAGUGA